Cydia amplana is the source of this 2017-nucleotide messenger RNA. RefSeq names its product NADP-dependent malic enzyme. NCBI's taxonomy places the organism in Eukaryota, Metazoa, Arthropoda, Insecta, Lepidoptera, Tortricidae. Bases 91 to 2016 code for a protein of 641 amino acids. The record is from RefSeq and is a predicted model, not a curated record. The transcript has 12 exons. Gene Ontology annotation, biological process: malate metabolic process; pyruvate metabolic process. Gene Ontology annotation, molecular function: malate dehydrogenase (decarboxylating) (NADP+) activity; NAD binding. Gene Ontology annotation, cellular component: mitochondrion.
AUCUAAAAUCUAAAUAAUAUUUGAAAAAUAUAUUUACUUUUUAGUAAACGUUUUUACUGUGAUAUUAUUUGAUCUCUUUGGUAUUUGAAUAUGGAAUUUUUGUCGCGUAAAGUCAGAUCGAACGGGCAGCUUGACACCCGUCAGGUGAAUGGCGCGGGCACUUUACAGAGUACACGGAGCGAGUGCGCCAUGGGUCCCCCCGCGGUGAGAGACAAAACCGGCGCGUUCGGCGGCGAACGGCAGUCGCUGGCCGACGCCAGAGCCAAGUGCACGUUCGACGCUAUGGACCGCGACAGACUCGGGUUGUGGGGCUGCGGGGACGGACAGUCUUCCAGCCGACUGUCGGGACUCGACCGGCUCAAACACCCCGGCCUGAACAAGGGCUUGGCGUUCUCGAUCGAGGAGCGCCAGAUGCUGGGCAUCCACGGGCUGUUGCCAGCACGUGUAAAGAGUCAGGAGGAACAGGUGCAGCUCUGCAAGCUAUCUAUCGACCGUUAUGAAGAGCCCUUGAACAAGUACAUCUACCUGAUGGGACUCUUGGACCGCAACGAGCACCUGUUCUACCGUUUCAUCGGCGAGAACGUGGCGGAGAUGAUGCCUAUCGUGUACACGCCGACCGUAGGGCUGGCCUGCCAGAAGUACGGGCUCAUCUACCGCCGCCCGCGCGGCCUCUUCAUCACUAUCCACGACAAGGGACAUGUCUACGACAUCCUUAAGAAUUGGCCCGAGACGGACGUCCGCGCGAUCGUGGUGACGGACGGCGAGCGCAUUCUGGGCCUGGGCGACCUGGGCGCGUGCGGCAUGGGCAUCCCCGUCGGCAAGCUGUCGCUCUACACCGCGCUGGCCGGCAUCAAGCCGCACCAGUGCCUGCCCAUCACGCUGGACGUGGGCACCAACACGCAGUCGCUCCUGGACGACCCGCUGUACAUCGGGCUGCGGCACAAGCGCGUGCGCGGCGCCGCCUACGACGAGUUCAUCGAAGAGUUCAUGUGCGCGGUGGUGCGCCGCUUCGGGCAGAACUGCCUCAUACAGUUCGAGGACUUCGCUAAUGCCAACGCGUUCAGGCUGCUCGAGAAGUACCGCGGCAAGUACUGCACGUUCAACGACGAUAUUCAAGGCACCGCGGCGGUGGCGGUGGCCGGGCUGCUGGCCAGCUUGAGGCUCACGGGCACGAAGCUGUCGUCGAACACCAUCGUCUUCCAGGGCGCUGGCGAGGCUGCUCUCGGAAUCGCGGAGCUGUGCGUGAUGGCGAUGAAGGCGGAAGGCACGAGCGACGCGGACGCGCGCGCGCGCAUCUGGAUGGUGGACUCCAAGGGCCUCAUCGUCAAGGACCGGCCCGAGGGCGGCCUCAACCAUCACAAGGAGAAGUUCGCACAAAAUCGUCCCACCAUUAAGACACUUGCCGAAGUCGUUGAAACUGCCAAGCCUACUGUGCUUAUCGGUGCGGCUGCGAUUGGCGGAGCGUUCACGCCGGCCAUCCUCCAGCGCAUGGGCGAGCUAAACGACAAGCCGGUCAUCUUCGCGCUGUCCAACCCCACCAGCAAGGCAGAGUGCACCGCCGAAGCCGCUUACUCCAACACUGGCGACCGCGCGAUUUUCGCGUCCGGCUCGCCGUUCCCCGAGUACCGCGCCAAGGACGGGCGCGUGCUGCGGCCCGGGCAGGGCAACAACUCCUACAUCUUCCCCGGCCUGGCGCUCGGCAUCAUCUGCGCCGGCCUCAUCGACAUCAGCGAGGACUUCAUGCUGCUCGCAGCCGAGACCCUGGCGGAGAUCGUGUCGGACGACGACUUGGCGCACGGCGGGCUGUACCCGCCGCUCGAGACCAUUCAGGACUGCUCGGUCAAGAUCGCCAAGAAGAUCGUUGAGCGCGCCUACAAGACUGGCAAAGCGACCGUGCAGCCGCAGCCACUGGACACGGAGGCGUUCAUCCGCGCGCAGAUGUACGACGUGCGGUACGGCAACGCCGUGCCGCCCGUGUACUCGUGGCCCAGCGAGCCCCGCGUCGACGUCGUCUAAC